Octodon degus (degu) is the source of this 1715-nucleotide messenger RNA. RefSeq names its product carboxypeptidase N subunit 1 (gene Cpn1). The record is from RefSeq and is a predicted model, not a curated record. The coding region runs from base 155 to 1588 and encodes 477 amino acids. The transcript is spliced from 9 exons. NCBI's taxonomy places the organism in Eukaryota, Metazoa, Chordata, Mammalia, Rodentia, Octodontidae. Gene Ontology annotation, molecular function: metallocarboxypeptidase activity; zinc ion binding. Gene Ontology annotation, biological process: proteolysis.
AGAGCUGAGUGGCUAUUCAAGAGCUACAGAAAUAAUUUUCAACCUCGAGAGUGAGAAUCCUGAACCGCCUCUCAGAUGCUGUCGCGCUGCUUCGUGCAGGGAAGCUAAGCGGAACUGGACCUCGGCCCCUCGAUUCUGAGCGGCAAAGAGGCUAAUGUGCAGAGCAGGGGGCCCAUGUCUGCUGCUCGCUUUGAAGAAGCCCAGCAAGAUGUCAGGGCUGCUCUCAGUCCUCCUGCACCUUCUUCUUCUCUUCAAGCUGGUUGCCCCUGUGACCUUUCGUCACCACCGCUAUGAUGACCUAGUGCGGACCCUGUACAAGGUGCACAACCAGUGCCCCCACAUCACGCGGAUCUACACCAUCGGGCGCAGCGUGCAGGGCCGACUCCUCUACGUGCUGGAAUUCAGUGAUUACCCCGGCACUCACGAGCUCUUGGAGCCGGAAGUCAAGUAUGUGGGGAACAUGCACGGCGAUGAGGUGCUGGGCCGCGAACUUCUGCUGCAGCUGUCUGAGUUCCUGUGCGAGGAGUUCCGGAACCGGAACGAGCGCAUCGUGCAGCUCAUCCAGGGCACGCGCAUUCACAUCCUGCCGUCCAUGAACCCAGACGGCUACGAGAUGGCUGCUGCGCAGGGCCCAAACACAUAUGGAUAUCUGAUUGGCAGGAACAAUGCCAACGGAGUGGACCUAAACCGAAACUUCCCUGACCUCAAUACCUAUUUCUACUAUAAUGAGAAGUACGGAGGCCCCAACCAUCACUUGCCUCUUCCAGACAACUGGAAGAGCCAGGUGGAGCCUGAGACCCGGGCUGUGAUCCGCUGGAUGCAGUCCAUCAACUUCGUCCUCUCAGCCAAUCUGCAUGGCGGGGCAGUAGUGGCCAAUUACCCGUAUGACAAGUCGCUCGGACACCGGCUCCGGAGUUCACACCGCGCGGCCACCACCCCCACCCCCGACGAUAAGCUUUUCCAGAAGCUGGCCAAGGUCUACUCCUAUGCUCAUGGCUGGAUGUAUCAGGGUUGGAACUGUGGGGAUUACUUUCCGGAUGGCAUCACCAAUGGGGCUUCCUGGUACUCUCUCAGUAAGGGAAUGCAAGAUUUUAAUUAUCUCCACACCAAUUGCUUUGAAAUCACACUGGAACUCAGUUGCAGUAAGUUUCCCCACCAAGAGGAACUAGAGCGGGAGUGGCUUGGUAAUCGAGAAGCCCUAAUCCAAUUCUUGGAACAGGUUCACCAGGGCAUCAAGGGAAUGGUGCUUGAUGAUAACAAUAACAACCUCACAGGGGCUGUCAUUUCUGUCGCUGGAAUUAAUCACGAUGUCACAGCAGGUGAACACGGGGAUUACUUCCGGCUGCUGCUCCCAGGUACCUACAGUGUCACAGCCACAGCACCUGGGUUUGAGCCAUACACAGAAGUUGUGACUGUGGGGCCCGCAGAGCCAAAACUGAUAAACUUCCAUCUCAAGAGAAGCAGCACUCAAGUAAGCUCCAGGAGGAGAGCUUCCCAUGGAGGGCAGGGAGGCAGAGUGAAAGUACAGCCCCACAUACCCCGAAAGAAGGACACAGCCACGAAGCAGCCACAUAGAGGCCCUGCCUGAAAGAAAGCGAGGAGCCGAGCCCAGGGGAGGACUUCACAAAGGCUCUGCUCCUGCUUUCAGAUCCCACAGGGCAUGCUGUCUGUUUUAGUAUUUGGGACAUAUUUAAAUAUAAGCCUAUUCAGACCAA